CCACAUUUUGUUUAUCCAUUCAUCAGUAGAUGGAUAUUUGGAUUGUUUCCACCUUUUGGCUAUUGUGUAUAACGCUGCUCUGAACAUGAGUGUACAAGUAUCUGUUUGAGUCCCAGCUUUCAGUUAUUUUUCAAUUCCAAUUAGAGAUGGAAUUGCUGGAUCGUCAGGUCAUUCUGUAUUGAACUUUUUGAGGAAAUCAAACUUUUCCACAACAGCUGCACUCUUUUAUAUUCUCACCAGCAAUAUCCAAAGGUUCCAAUUUCUCCCUGGUUUUGACAGCACUUGUUAUUUUCUGCUUUUGAUAAUAGUCAUCCUAAAGGGUGCAAGGUGGCAUCUCAUUGUAGUUUGAUUUGCAUCUCCCCAAGGACUAGCGAGUUGAACAUCUCUUCAUCUGCUCUUGGACAUUUGAAUAUCUUUGCAGAAAUGUUUUUUUCAAGUGCUUUGCACAUUUAAUUGGGUCUUUGGGUUUUUUGCUGUUGAGUUGUAGGAUUUCUUUAUGCAUUCCGGAUAUUAAUUCCAUAUCAAAUGUAUGAGUUGCAAAUAUUUUCUCUCAUUCUGUGGAUUGUCUUUUCACUCUCUUGGUAUGUUCUUUAAUACACAAAUGUUUUAAUUUUGAUAAAGUCCCAUUUAUCUGUUUUUUUCUUUUGUUUGUGCCUAAUUUAAUUUUUGGUGUUAACAAUUGACGAGUAAAAUUGCCAUCAGUAUGGCAUAGUAUUUCCUGAGAUAAAAGAUGUAGUAGAGGGAUGCGUGGGUGGCUCAGUCGUUAAGCGUCUGCCUACGGCUCAGGUCGUGUGAUCCUAGGGUCCUGGGAUCAAGCCCCGCAUCAGGCUCCCUGCUCGACGGGAAGCCUGCUUCUCCCUCUCCCACUCCCCCUGCUUGUGUUCCCUCCCUCACUGUGUCUUUCUCUGUCAAAUAAAUAAAAUCUUAAAAAAAAAAAAAAGAUGUAGAAUAAGCAGUGGAUUUAAAGUUAGAUCUUUAGCUUCUUUGCAACUGAGUUUCUUCAUUUGCCAGUGAGCAUAGUGUUAUUAGCCUUACAGGGUUAUUGGGCUUUAGGAGAAAACAUUAUAAAGUCAUCUUACAGUAAGAAAGAGGCCUAUAUGAACCCAAUAGCAAUGGCCAGAUCAAGGGGUCCAAUCCAGUCUUCGGGGCCAACGAUCCAAGAUUAUCUGAAUCGACCAAGGCCUACCUGGGAAGAAGUGAAAGAACAACUAGAAAAGAAAAAGAAAGGCUCCAAGGCAUUGGCUGAAUUUGAAGAAAAAAUGAAUGAGAACUGGAAGAAAGAACUAGAAAAACACAGGGAGAAAUUAUUAAGUGGAAGUGAGAGCUCAUCCAAAAAAAGACAGAGAAAGAAAAAAGAAAAGAAGAAAUCUGGUAGGUAUUCAUCUUCUUCUUCAUCAAGCUCUGAUUCUUCCAGCAGUUCUUCGGAUUCUGAAGAUGAGGAUAAAAAACAAGGAAAAAGGAAAAAGAAAAAGAAGAACCGUUCACAUAAAUCUUCUGAAAGCUCCAUGUCAGAAACUGAAUCAGACAGUAAGGAUAGUUUAAAAAAGAAAAAGAAGUCAAAGGAUGCAACUGAGAAAGAAAAGGACAUUAAAGGACUCAGCAAAAAAAGAAAGAUGUAUCCUGAAGAUAAACCUUUAUCAUCUGAGUCUUUAUCAGAAUCAGAUUAUAUUGAGGAGGUACGAGCAAAAAAGAAGAAAAGCAGUGAAGAACGAGAAAAAGUAAUAGAAAAAACAAAAAAGAAAAAGAAGCAUAAGAAACACAGUAAGAAGAAGAAAAAGAAGGCUGCUAGUUCAAGUCCUGACUCGCCGUAACAUUAAGAAAAAUCAGGAUUCCCUUAUAAAGAAAGUGCAAUGUCUAAGGAAAUUUCAACUGUGAAAAUUAUGACAUAAUUACUAAAGUGCAUGAAUUUUCUUGCUUUUAGAAUUAUUCCUGGACUGUUCAGUAGCCACUCGGAUGCUGCUGUGUGAAAGGGCCAUAAUUUUUGCCUGCUGCUUGAACAUCUGUUUUUUUCUCUUCCAGUGCUUAAUAACUCUGGGAGAUAAUACAUUGCAGUUG
This is a messenger RNA of Mirounga angustirostris (Northern elephant seal), 2055 nucleotides long. It is a transcript of the gene FAM133B, whose product is annotated as family with sequence similarity 133 member B. The record is from RefSeq and is a predicted model, not a curated record. Bases 1098 to 1811 code for a protein of 237 amino acids. The transcript is spliced from 11 exons. NCBI's taxonomy places the organism in Eukaryota, Metazoa, Chordata, Mammalia, Carnivora, Phocidae.